AUGCCGCACGCGACCCAUGAACCAAGAAUACCUGCUUCGGCCUCUGGUCCACGUCGAAUUGUGCUUUGCUUCGAUGGCACAGGCAAUCGAUUCCAGGGAAAUGAGUCUGACACAAAUAUCGUGAAAAUCUAUCAGAUGCUAGAAAGACACUCUCCUGGUCAAUUCCACUACUACCAGCCGGGUAUUGGCACCUAUGUUAAAGGCGAAAGUUCAAGUGGAAACCUCUUGACUAUUUGGCCCAAGAUCAAAUCCAGUAUUAUCACCACUGUCGACCAGGCAGUUGGAUCAUCGUUCCGAAGUCAUGUCCUGGCCGGUUACCAGUUCGCAAUGCGCUAUUAUCUUCCUGGGGAUCACAUAUACAUUUUUGGGUUUUCACGCGGAGCAUAUACAGCUCGCUUCCUUGCCGAAAUGAUUCAGGAUCUUGGUCUUCUUUCUCAGGGAAAUGAAGAAAUGGUCCACUUUGCAUGGGAGACAUUCAGCAAUUACCAGCAAUCACGCGCAAAUGACCCUCCCACUGCCAAAGAAAUCAAACUGCAAGACUAUCUGGAGAAUUUCAAGACUACAUUCUGCCGCCCAGAUGUAGGGGUUCAUUUUCUCGGUCUCUUUGACUGUGUGAAUAGUGUUGGUCAGUUUGAGAUUCCGUUCUACCGUACCUCCUACAAGGCGAUUGCCAAUCCCGCUGCUCGCCAUAUCCGACAUGCGGUGUCUAUCCACGAGAGAAGGCUAAAGUUCAAGCCUGCACUCUUUCUUAUGGACACAGACAAAGACCCCGUGGACUUGAAGGAGGUGUGGUUUGCUGGUAAUCACUGCGAUGUUGGAGGCGGAUAUGGGCUUCAGCGUGGUCAGAAACAUCUCCUCUCAGACACUCCUUUGAACUGGAUGAUUCAAGAAGUUCUGAAUUUGGAGGGCUCAAAGAGCAAACUAACAUUCCAGACGCUCAACGUUGAUGAUGUGGUAAAGAGAGAGAAUGCCUUCCCCGGAAAGGAGGAGCCUGGCACCAAUGCGUUUGAAGUUCGAAGGGAAACUAACCAGCCACACGACACACUGCGAUUUGGAUAUGGAACCUUCUUCGUGAUGGUCAUUAUGUGGUGGAUUCUAGAAUGCCUUCCAAUCUUCACUCGGCUCGAGUUAGAAAAAGGAAAAUGGGUUCCUCGUCGACUGCCCCCCAAUCUCGGUGCCUCGCGGGAUCUACCUAUAGAUGCCGAGAUUCAUCCAAGCGUAAAUGAAAUGAUUCGAGCCGGCAUUUUGAAGGAAGAAUCGAUACCCGUGCGAGGCGGGGACAACUCGCAUCUGCCUAAUGUAGCUAACAUCACGUAUGCGUGGACAAGGAUGAGAAAGAGCAAGACCAAACAGGCUGUGAACGGGAAGAAGGGGGCUUGA
Molecule: messenger RNA, 1380 nt
Organism: Penicillium antarcticum
Lineage: Eukaryota; Fungi; Ascomycota; Eurotiomycetes; Eurotiales; Aspergillaceae
Product: T6SS phospholipase effector Tle1-like catalytic domain-containing protein
Exons: 3
Coding region: 1-1380 (459 amino acids)
Source: RefSeq, a predicted model, not a curated record